This is a messenger RNA of Echinococcus granulosus, 1884 nucleotides long. RefSeq lists its product as hypothetical. Lineage: Eukaryota; Metazoa; Platyhelminthes; Cestoda; Cyclophyllidea; Taeniidae. The record is from RefSeq and is a predicted model, not a curated record. Bases 1 to 1884 code for a protein of 627 amino acids. The transcript is spliced from 6 exons. Gene Ontology annotation, molecular function: metal ion binding.
AUGGGUGAUCCAGAUAAGAAAAUCUGCCGUUAUUUUAAUGCCGUUGGUGGUUGUUGGUAUGGAGAUAAUUGCAACUUUUUACACAUUCCGGAUAAAAGACCACCUUGCAAAUUUUUUUGGGAUAAAUCAUCUACAGGAUGUCGUUUUGGUGAAAACUGUCAUUUCUCACAUGACUGUGCGUCUUUAAAAGUAGUUGAACAGCCCAUUUGCAAAGUUCCUCUCCCUAAUGAGGUUCUUAAGGACAAUAAAGAGUCAGGAAAUACAUCAGGUCGGAAUAAUAAUAACAUGGCCAUAUCUUCUCGUCUAAUCAUCACCGAGCCUCCAAAGACGGCUGACAGCUCUAAGAGUAGCGGGGACACAUCUGCUGAGGUUGUUGCAAAUAGUGAAGAGAAAAUAAACAAUAAUACCGUGACUUCCGCUGAGGAGGCGGUGGCAGAUCUUUGUCCACAUGACAAAGAUCUGAUGCCAAAAUUGAUGGAACUUUCUGAAUUCCCUUCUGACUCCAAUUUCCAACAAGAGCAACUCACUUUGGACUCACAAAUAAUGUGUGGCACCUGUAAACAAAUACUGGAGAGAAGAGGCAACGAGAGCUACUGCAACCUACUGAAGGACCACUAUCUCGAGUGCUUCCUAGAUAAGGAAGGCGAUCAUGUGAAGUGCGUCAAACUAAAGGCUGCUCUCGAACCAGGGCAGAUGUAUUGGUGCAAGUCAUGCAUCCUCAUCUUUGAGAAGCCCUGGUCGCUCUUCCAACACAUGGCUGACAAGGCAAAGGGAGCCAAAGUUCAGCGUUGGGAGAAGAAGGUCCACCUUGACUGGAUCGACAGUGUCGCUGGUCUAAUGGCUGGCCACGACCUUGGCCUUUUUAGUCUAAUGAAAUUGCGCACUGAUCUUCGAAACCUCUUGGCUGAUCAGCACACAAUGGAGGAAGAGAUGGAAGCGGCUGCGGUGGCAGCUGCAGCAAUGGUUCAGUGGCUAGCGCCAAUCAGCAGCCCCUGGAGACUACACCAGCGGGAAAUGAUGCGUAAGAUAGAAAAUUUCCAUCGCCAGAUGCUACGUCGUGCAGGAGGGGCCGCAGCAAUCGCCAGAGCAGCUUUUGCUGGUGGUUCUAAUUGUUUUCCAUUUCUUCCACCGUCUCCAUCUGGUGUUUGUGGACGUUUCGGUACUCGAACUUUCCGUGGCGCGAUUCAGCAGCAGCAUCAGCAACAACCUUUCCUUGAAUCGGCUGGAGAUCAUCCUACUCCUACGCCUCCUAGUUUAGUCUUUCGGGACGUUGACGAAAAUGGACAGCCUGUGGACGAGGCAGUUGCGGAGGAAAGCACACAAGAGGAAGUUGAGAAUCCAGAUGCUAGUGUGGUUGAGGAGUCGGAGAAUAAUGAAGAGGUGGUGGCUAAAUCGGAGCUCCACGUUGCGGGCGCAUCAGGCGAUCAUCCAUCUGCACCCCCGCCUUAUCACGCAAAAAAUCAGCAAACGCAAGACAAUGCUGAAUCUGAAACCCCGUCAAUUUCUACUAAUAAACAGGCUAAUUCGAACAAUACUAAUAGCGCAGCUGCGCUUCCUUGCCCCCGUGGAGACAUCGGCAUCGGUGGAAGAGGAAGUCUUAGUGGAUUCGGUCGAGCCACUGGAAGAAGCUUUCGUGGUGGAAUAUCAUCGGCAAACCGUAACAAACCCCUUAACUCAGCACAUCGCCACUUCGACCGGCCUAGACUACGGUCAGUCUCACAGUCUCUUCGUCAAAUUACCUCACCAACGAGACUGGAUUUGAAUUGCGGCUUCACCGAUGAAGAGGUGGAAGAACUGCUAUGCCAGGGUAUAAAACCAUGGGACAGUGAGGCUUCAGCAGCUUUGGCUGUAUUGCAUGGUGAAAUGGACCAUCUUCUCAACUAA